This is a messenger RNA of Monosiga brevicollis MX1, 1458 nucleotides long. RefSeq lists its product as uncharacterized. The record is from RefSeq and is a predicted model, not a curated record. Gene Ontology annotation, cellular component: nucleus; cytoplasm; eukaryotic translation initiation factor 3 complex. The transcript is spliced from 6 exons. NCBI's taxonomy places the organism in Eukaryota, Choanoflagellata, Craspedida, Salpingoecidae. Gene Ontology annotation, molecular function: translation initiation factor activity. Gene Ontology annotation, biological process: translational initiation. Bases 1 to 1458 code for a protein of 485 amino acids.
AUGGCGGCACACGAUCUGACCCAGGCUAUCUGCCAGAACCUGGACCCGCACCUUAUUCUGCCGCUCCUGGAUCACUGCGUUGACCUCGAUAUCUACAAUGAGGCCGAUCUCAAGCGCGCCAAGAUGCAGGUCUUGAGCCGCACCCGCCUCAUCGAGCAAGCGCUGGAGCUUGCUGACGCAACCGAGAAGAAGGAUUUGGAUGCCCGCAUGCGCUCAAUCAGUGAGGAGGAGAAGACUUGGGAGAAGCAGUUGGAGCCAGUUUUCGAGAUGUUUGAGAAUGACGAGGUCCUCUCGAUUAUUGAAGCCACGAAGAACAAGGAUUCGCUCCUGUCAGAGCUGGAACCCUACGGCUUUACCGAAAACACGGCCGACCUGCUCUACCAUGGUAGCAAGUUUUACUUUGAUCGCGGCCAAUACGACCUGGCACAUGGCUUGCUUUACAACUACCGUGCCGUGUCUACCGAUGACAAGCUCAAGUUCACCGCGCUGUGGGGCAAGCUCGCGGCUGCCAUCCUCAGUGGCAACUGGCAGACAGCGCAGGAGGACAUGUACCUGCUCCUGGAGUAUAUUGAUGGUGGCAAGAACGAAUUGACGGCUGUCGAACAGCUGCAGCAGCGCAACUGGCUGUUGCACUGGAGCCUGUUCGUCUUUUUCAACCAGCCUGAUGGCCCUGAUGGUAUCGUCGACCUUUUCAUGAACAAGGAGACGUGCACCAAUGCCAUGCAAACCAUCGCACCCCAUCUCUUCCGUUACGCCACGGCUGUGGCCAUCAUGAGCAGGCGCAAGAAGCGUGAUGUCAUGUGGGAGUUUGUCGGCAUUGCGCGCCAAGACAAGGAUCUCGGUGACGACCCUGUUGUCGGUUUCCUGGUCAGCCUCAUCAAGGACUUUGACUUUGUCACGGCUGAGGAGAAGCUGCAGCAGUGCCGCGAGGUCCUCUCCAAGGAUUAUUUCCUGGCUGAAAUGACGGACGAAUUUAUCAACACAGCACAAUUGUACCUCUUCGAGGUCUACCUUCGCGUUCACAGCCGCGUCAGCAUCAAGAAUGCGGCCACGCGCCUCGGCAAGUCGGAGGAUGAUGCUGAGGAGUGGCUCGUCAAGCUCAUCCGUGACGCCAAGUUGGAUGCGCAAAUUGACCCGGCCUCGGGCGAGAUUCACAUCACGAAACCCGUGACAACGGUGUACCAGCACGUGUUGGAUCGCACAAAGAACCUGCAAUACCGCACGUACGUAAUCGUGGAAAGCUUGCAUCAUCUCCAUCCCAAUGGUGCUUUUCACCACUCAAACUCAUCCAUUCCCGCUCUUUUCAGGCGCAUGAUGAACGAGCAGCUGCAGGGCGGCGGCAAAUCGAACAAGAAGGGUGACUACAAGAAGGGUGACUACAAGAAGGGUGGUGAUUUCAAGAAGGGCGGUGACUUCAAGAAAGGUGGUGACCACAAGAAACGUGCUUGGGUCAAGUAA